Molecule: messenger RNA, 939 nt
Organism: Volvox carteri f. nagariensis
Lineage: Eukaryota; Viridiplantae; Chlorophyta; Chlorophyceae; Chlamydomonadales; Volvocaceae
Exons: 9
Coding region: 1-939 (312 amino acids)
Source: RefSeq, a predicted model, not a curated record
AUGGGUAGUUUUACAGAUGGACAGUGCUACUUAUCCGUUUGCGUGUUGCUCCACGAGUUAGCAUUCAGGUUCAAGCCUUUUGCCCUUUCCAUUUUGUUGUGGCCUUGUGUGCUCCGCAGAUGUACGGUGCUGGGUUUCUGUUCAGCAUUUGCUAACAGCACACCAGCGCGGCAUACAAACUGCGCCCAGCCAUGGGCGACCCAGGUGGAGACGGAUGCGGAUAACUAUGUAGAUUUGCUGCGGGACCCAUCGGCAGAGGCUUUGGUAGGAGCAGCACCUUUCACAGUACCGCUUGCGAUACCAAAGGAGGCACCGUUCGCGGCAUGGCCAUUGGGUGGGGCAUUGGGAGGGCCAAGCGCAGGGGCAAGAGACGCAGCGCCAUGUACAGAGCCGUUCACGGCAGGGCUAGCUGCAGAGGCCAAGCUCAAGGCCAAGUGCAGCGAUAUUCACAGAGCCGACCACGGCAGGGCUAGCAGCAGGUCAAGCUGCAGGACCAGCGACAGGGCAAGCCGCAGAGUCAUCCGCUCCUGGAAGGAGGCGCGCACGCUGUCUGGGCCUGCACCACAACAAGGACGUUCUAGGAACCGUGCGCGUCCUAACCCUGCACAGUGUGGGCGUGGCAGAGGGCAGCGGCGUCUUAGUGCUGAGAACGGUAAUGAGGGCAUGGUGCAAGGGGGAGCAACGGCAGGAAGGCCGCUCUCCAAAUUCGAAUUUUCGUGUGCGUCCUGUGGACGCAAUGAUCAGUGCCAGUCUCGUGCAUAUUAUCACAUCACCAGACAGAAGUGCGUCCAGCUUGUUAAUAAUGGCAAAGAGGCUGUGGCUCCUAACAAGAUGGUCGCUGGACGCUGUGGGAAAUUGUUGCAAUACAUUGCCACGUACUGUGUAUGGUUAAAACUUGCGACGUCCAAUAUGACGCAGAUGAAAAUCCUCAGCAAAUAG